AUGAACUCAUCAGAAUCCAGUUUGAUCGAAUUCACUAAACAGUUCAGCAUUCAAACUAAUUCAAAAUCUAUCACUACUAUCAAAUUCUCACCAGAUCAUCAAAAACUAGCUAUCUCUACCACAAACUCAAUCAUUGAAAUCUAUCAAUUCAUCACUCAUCCAAAUCCAACUCAAUCCAAAAAGGUUCCAAUCGAAAUCUUACAUUUCUUAACGCUCACAGGUCAUCAACAAGGAAUCAAUGAUCUAAGUUGGUCAAACGAUUCAAAACUAAUCGGAUCAGCUUCAGAUGAUUUCACCCUAAAGAUCUGGUCUAUCGAUUUCCAAUCCAAAGAAUCUUAUACCGUUAAAACUCUUAAAGGUCAUUCGAAUCAUGUCUAUUGUUUAAAGUUUCAUCCCUUAGGUACUUUGAUUAUCUCUGGUUCGUUUGAUGAAUCGAUUAAGAUUUGGGAUUCGGCUACCAAGAAGUGUUUGAGAACUUUAUUGGGUCAUUCCGAGGUGGUUUGUGCUUUGGAUUUUAGUAAAGAUGGAUCAGUGAUCGUGAGUGCUUCGUUUGAUGGAUUAACUCGGUUAUGGGAUACUGCUACAGGUCAAUGUUUGAAAACUUUAGUAGUAGAUGAAGAAACUCAUGCACCAGUUUCGUUUGUGGCUUUUACACCUAAUUCAAAUUAUCUUUUAACUUGUGCAUUAGAUUCGAUUGUAAGAUUAUGGGAUUAUAAAACUAAAGAAGGUACAAUUGUGAAAUCUUUUAAAGGUCAUACUAACAUUAAGUAUUCUAUUCCUGCAAAACUCAUGGCUAUUGGUCAGGAGGGAAAAGCUUUGGUCAUCAUGGGUAGUGAAGAUGGAAAGAUAUGGAUUUGGGAUUUACAAAGUAGAGAGACUGUUCAAGUUCUUGAUGCUCAUUCAGAUAGUGUGAUUUGUAUUGAAACAUUUAAUGGGAACUUGAAUGAUUUGGUUUUUUUAUCUUCUGGUUUGGAAAAAGAAAAUGGAUUUAAAUUGUUUAAGACAAGUUUAUAA
This is a messenger RNA of Melampsora larici-populina 98AG31, 1014 nucleotides long. RefSeq lists its product as uncharacterized. The transcript has 5 exons. The record is from RefSeq and is a predicted model, not a curated record. NCBI's taxonomy places the organism in Eukaryota, Fungi, Basidiomycota, Pucciniomycetes, Pucciniales, Melampsoraceae. Gene Ontology annotation, molecular function: histone binding. Gene Ontology annotation, cellular component: Set1C/COMPASS complex. The coding region runs from base 1 to 1014 and encodes 337 amino acids.